AUGUGCACCAAGCGAGCUCUUGUUUGGAGUUUGCUGGUCCUCUCUGUCUUUCAUAUGGGACUCGGGGUGUCCUGCAUCUCUCUGGGUGUGCUGGGGAUCACACAACCCCGCAGGCUACAGAAAAGCCAAACCUCCUUCUCCACACCGAUAUGGAGCGGCGUGUGUUUUCUUGUCUGUGGACUAUGCGGGAUACUGUGUGCGAAGAAAAGAACUGGACUGACUAUGAUCCUGUUUUCAGCUUGUUGCAUUUGUGGACUAAUCGGGGGAAUUCUCAACGUCCAGUUUGUGCGUGCGAUGGUGAAACGGGCGAGCAGCAUGUACUAUCUGCACCUGGCCUUCCUCUGCCUGGCCAGCCUGGGCAUCCUGGGCUGCACGCUCUGCACCUGGCUCACCUGCAGACUCGCCAGCUGUGAGCAGAAAAGACUGUUUCUGGAAAGGGAUCUGUCGCUGCAUCAUUCCGUGGAGAUGGGCGAGAAGGUGAAGGCCACGUGCGGAUGA
Puntigrus tetrazona (Sumatra barb) is the source of this 498-nucleotide messenger RNA. RefSeq names its product transmembrane protein 196b (gene tmem196b). The coding region runs from base 1 to 498 and encodes 165 amino acids. The record is from RefSeq and is a predicted model, not a curated record. The transcript has 3 exons. NCBI's taxonomy places the organism in Eukaryota, Metazoa, Chordata, Actinopteri, Cypriniformes, Cyprinidae.